Molecule: messenger RNA, 1749 nt
Organism: Pangasianodon hypophthalmus (striped catfish)
Lineage: Eukaryota; Metazoa; Chordata; Actinopteri; Siluriformes; Pangasiidae
Product: death-associated protein kinase 2
Exons: 12
Coding region: 456-1538 (360 amino acids)
Biological process (GO): protein phosphorylation; positive regulation of apoptotic process; intracellular signal transduction
Cellular component (GO): nucleus; cytoplasm
Molecular function (GO): ATP binding; protein serine/threonine kinase activity
Source: RefSeq, a predicted model, not a curated record
UAGGGGGACCACAUACACACACACACCCACACACACACACACACACACAUAUGCGCAAGUUGUCGGGCCAGUCUAGCAGCUCUGGUAUAAAUCAGGAAAUCCCCCUAGUGAGGGAAGUUAGACUUUUUUUUUUAGCUGAAAGUGAAUGACUUGGUUUGAAUUUGUUGCAUUUGUUGCCAUGUUGCAUGCGGUUUGUGUGCGCGCGCUGGCGUUUUGAGAGCAAUUCGAGCACUGGGACCCGGGAUUCCUGUAGCUGCGCGCGCGCAAACACACGCGCACUUGCACACACACACAAACACGCACACACACACACACACACACACACGCACUUGCAGACGGGAAAGGAGAGGAGAGAGGACGGAGAGGGCUCGUGAGGAACUGGGCUGGAGUUGUAAAAGAUGCAGGAGUAGCGCAUUUCAUCCCGAGAAGAGUGGACAGAAGGUCACCCGUGUGCCAUGGCUCAGUUUAGGCUGCAGAACGUGGAGGACUUCUAUGAGAUCGGAGUUGAACUGGGCAGUGGACACUUCGGGCAGGUGCGGGAGCUGCGAGAGCGAGCUUGCGGCACCUGCUGGGCAGGGAAGUUUGUGAAGCUCCGUCGGAGCGUGAGCAGCCGUCUGGGCGUGGAGAGGAAGAGCGUGGAGCAUGAGGUGGAGAUCCUGCAGAGCCUGCAGCAUGUCAACAUCAUGGCCUUGCGUGACGUCUUCGAGAGCCGGGCCGAGAUUGUCCUAGUCGUGGAGCUUAUCCGUGGUGGGGAGCUUUUCGACUUCAUCGCUGCGAAGGAAAACUUGAUGGAGAACGAGGCCAUCGACUUCCUGAAGCAGAUUCUGAAAGGAGUUGGCUUCAUGCACAGCAAACAAAUCGCCCACUUCGAUCUGAAGCCUGAGAACAUCAUGUUGUCAGAUAAGAAUGCAGAGCAUCCCGAGAUCAAGAUAAUCGAUUUCGGACUUGCUCACCGCUUCAACACGGGAGAAGAGUACAAAAGUCUGUGUGGCACUCCUCAGUACAUAGCUCCCGAGGUGAUAAACUACGAGCCGCUGAGCGUAGCCACUGACAUGUGGAGUAUUGGUGUUAUUACCUACAUACUAUUAAGUGGUAUAUCACCUUUCCAAGGCGAAACGGAUGAGGAGACACUAAGGAACAUUGUGGAUAUGAAGUAUGACUUUGACGAGCAUUACUUUAGCCAAACAAGCGACAUGGCCAAAGAUUUUAUUGAGAAGCUGCUCAUAAAAGAUCAGAGUGAAAGAAUGACAGCUGAGGAAAGUUUACUUCACCCCUGGAUAAAGCCGCUGACACGUAAGCAGGCAGCUAACAGGAGUCGCUCGUCCAUCAACAUGAAGAGCUUCAAGAAGUUCAACGCCAGGAGAAAGUGGAAGAUGUCCUAUAACAUGGUGUGGGCGUGUAACAGACUGUGUCGUCUGCAGCUGCUCUGCAAGACAGCCAAAGAGGACGAAGAGCUGAGAAGUUGCGAGAGCGACCAGGAGGACACGGGGAUGAAGCCGGCCUCUCUCAUCCGCCGCAGGCUGAGCAGCAGCUCCUGAACCUCACCUCCAUCUUCUCCCGCGUUCCUCCUCAGAGGAAAUGAGUCACAGGGUCACGCGGUACCCCGGAGCUCUCCAGUCGUGCACUCUUAUUUAUUUCAGAGUUCACUUUAUACACAAUUUGACCUUUAUUAUACAGAUGUGUUUUGAAUGAGCGUUACAGUGCAUAUGGCAGCCAUCUGUGCAAAUAUCUUGACACAAUUUCUGUGAA